This is a messenger RNA of Sarcophilus harrisii (Tasmanian devil), 10137 nucleotides long. It is a transcript of the gene RIMKLA, whose product is annotated as ribosomal modification protein rimK like family member A. Bases 689 to 1864 code for a protein of 391 amino acids. Gene Ontology annotation, cellular component: cytoplasm. The record is from RefSeq and is a predicted model, not a curated record. Gene Ontology annotation, biological process: protein modification process. The transcript has 5 exons. Lineage: Eukaryota; Metazoa; Chordata; Mammalia; Dasyuromorphia; Dasyuridae. Gene Ontology annotation, molecular function: ATP binding; metal ion binding; ligase activity, forming carbon-nitrogen bonds.
CCUUUCCCGAGGGACCCGGAGGCCCUGCCCGCGGCCGGCAGGCAGUGCGGGCGGGGAGGUGAGGCUCCGGCACCCACUCUCGCUUCGGGCGGGGCCACGUGCCGGCCCAGGCGGGAGGGAUGCCGGAGCUGCCCCCGCGCCGCGGCCCCGGCCCCGCCCCCAGCCGCCGCAUCCUGAAAGCGCGGACCCGCGUCCGGCCCCCACCCGCAAACCGGCCUGACCCACUGCCUGCCCCGCGGGCUGGCUGGCAGGCGUCGGCCCGGCGCUGGGCGCGGCUCCGGGUGGGCCGACACUGCAGUUGGGCCCAGGCGCCGUCCCGCGUCCAGCUCGCGCGGGCGGUGAUUGGCUGAACGGCUUUGGGGCCGGACGGUGGCGGCGGCGCUGAUUGGCUGCUGCGCAGACUCGCUGGGUCAGGGCUGCAGAGGCGGCGGCGGCGGCGGCGGUGGCGGCGGCUGGGUUAGGGGAUGCUCGGCUCGCGGCUGUAGGCAGACCCCGAGCUCCGAAUCCACAGCCCCGGGUCUGAGCCGGAGCCGCCGCCGCCUCCGCCGCCGCCCAGUCCGCGAUGUCCGCGGCCUGAGCCCCCGAGCGCAGAAAGGGGGAGAGCGGCUGCCGCGGUCCAGCCUCGUCCUGCCCUGCCCUGCCCUGCCCUGCCCUGCGCGCUCUGCCAGUGCUCCUGGCCCCGGCCGCCAUGUGCUCCAGUCUCUGGUUCCUGACGGACCGGAGGAUCCGCGAGGACUACCCGCAGGUGCAGAUCCUGCGCGCCCUCCGGCAGCGCUGCUCCGAGCAGGACGUGCGCUUCAGGGCCGUGCUCAUGGACCAGAUCGCCGUCACCGUCGUCGGCGGCCACCUCGGCCUGCAGGUGAACCAGAAGGCUCUGACGACAUUCCCAGAUGUGGUGCUUGUGCGGGUGCCCACACCUUCAGUACAAUCGGACAGUGACAUCACUGUCUUGAGACACCUGGAGAAGCUAGGCUGCCGCCUGGUCAAUCGCCCCCAGAGCAUUUUGAACUGCAUCAACAAGUUUUGGACAUUCCAAGAGCUGGCGGGACAUGGAGUUCCUAUGCCAGACACAUUUUCCUAUGGUGGUCAUGAAGACUUUGCCAAGAUGAUUGAUGAAGCUGAGCCCCUGGGGUACCCUGUGGUGGUGAAGAGUACUAGAGGACAUCGAGGAAAAGCAGUUUUCCUCGCAAGAGAUAAACACCAUUUAUCAGACAUCUGCCACCUGGUCCGUCAUGAUGUGCCCUACCUGUUCCAGAAAUAUGUGAAGGAAUCUCAUGGAAAGGAUAUCCGAGUGGUGGUGGUGGGUGGCCACGUCAUCGGCUCCAUGCUUCGCUGCUCCACAGAUGGCAGAAUGCAGAGCAACUGCUCCCUAGGUGGCGUGGGUGUCAUGUGUCCGCUCACUGAGCAAGGCAAACAGCUGGCCAUUCAGGUGUCCAACAUCUUGGGCAUGGAUUUCUGCGGCAUCGACCUCCUCAUCAUGGAUGAUGGCUCCUUUGUGGUGUGUGAGGCGAAUGCCAACGUGGGCUUCGUGGCCUUUGACCAGGCCUGCAACCUGGACGUGGGCGGGAUCAUCGCCGAUUACACCAUGUCCCUGCUGCCCCGCAGGCUGACCGGGAAGAUGGCACUUCUCCCGGGGGCGCCCAGCGCUGGCGAGAAGAGCGACCCUGAGGGAUGUGCUUCUGCCCAGGCCGGCGCAGAGAGCAUUUACAUCACCAACGGUGGCUCAACCUCCAGUGAGAGCGAACCCGAGGUGGGAGAAAUUGGGGGUUCUUUGGCAAACACGGCUAGGGCCCAACCCCCUUCACUGCCAGGCCCCAGCUACAAUAUUAACAACAUGAUUGCCUCUGAAUUAAAACUUAAAUGAAUUCAGCUUUUGAAUAUCAUUUAAACCAAAUCCUGCUGCUUCCCUGAUAGUUUUGAAUGAAUAAGAUCUUGACUAAUGUGUGUUCAUUUGCACAGAAAAUAAGAAUCCCAUCUGGGCACUUACUCACUUUACAGUAUUCUUUCUAAUGACAAUUUAAGAAAAUUUCUUGGCUUUGUGGUUUGUACAAAGACUAAAGAAUGCUCAGAGAAUAACAUCCCAGCUGAUGAAGUGGAACUUGGUGCCUGUGUUAUGGACACUUGGCUAUUAAGUGCUCGCAGCCGACUGGCAGGCAUCGAAGCUCUAUGCUGGUGUAGUCUGCAUGUCUCCCUCUCUCCACAACCGAGCCCAGUCAUUCGGAGCCCUCGAAGAGAGAAUAUUUGAAAGCUUCCAAGACAUCAGGGCAAUCGCCAGCUGGGAGUUCUGGAUCCAGAUGCAAUAAUGAGCUCUCUUCUGUGGAUGGCUAUUCAGUGCUUCCAACGCCAUUCUGGAACCCAUCUCUGCUUCCCACCGAUCUGCAUCUUACCUUCCUUGUGUUGCUUCUCUGUCACUUGGGAUUCAGUGAUUUGAAAGCAAAUCCAUUAGCACUUUCAAAGAAAGCACUUUGUAAAAAGAGCGAAUCACAUCUCUUCUGGGCCUCAUCUCCACUGGGGCAAGGGAAUACAUGCUGAUUUGUAAAUAGAGCCUGUCCUGCAAAGUGCUUUGUGGUCUCCAUCACAAAUGGAAAGUGUGCUUUAGCAGGUGCCCUGGCCCAGUUGCCUCUCCUGGUAUCCUCUUCCUCUUUUUUCUUCCCGCUGGCUUUUGGUUUCAGUUGGACACGUAUUUCACUGAGCUGAGACUUGUGCUUUCUUUAACUCAGGGGGUACUCAACUCUUCCCCAUAAGGGAUUUCUCUCCUGUGGCUCUGAUACCUGGAGAAUAAGCAUCACUCCUACAUACUGAAGGAUUUGGUGUGGUGUGGGUGGGCCGCAAAUGUGCCCAUUCAGCUUGGUACAUUGGAUUUAGCUCUGUGGAAUUAUAAUGGAACAAAGCAAUUGGAAACACACCGACCCUGAGGGACAUUCUAAUGUCCAACAUGAUCUCAGAAAUCUAAAUUUGUGGACUCUUUGAAAUGAGAGAGAAUCCUACACAUCCUGUUUUUAUUUUUGGUUUUUUUGACUAACAUGGGCAUAGUAUACCCUAAGUGCUUUCCAUUCCAACCAUCUGUGCAGUAGGUAACAAACCUUUCUCUGGGAAGAAGUCAUUGAGAUGGCUAUUUGAGACUCCACUAAAACAGGAAAUAUUUGUCAAAUAAUGACACUUUAGGGAAAAAAGCAUGACCACAAUUCCCACAUCCAAGUGAUUGUUGUCUCCUUCAAAGCCUCACCUUAGAAGGCUAUACCUUUAUUUCUGCAAAGCUUUGGGAACUGAAUUCAAACCAAAUUUCUAAGCUCCAAAAGAAAACCAGUGGUACUUGAUAGUCACCUUUUAUUAUGGGGUUCACAGUUUAUCCCCAGCCUUGGUUUAAGAUUACUUUUGACCAUUUCUAGACAUAAGAAUUACCUCUCAAUCCUUGGGGAUAAAAAAAUUGCAUCACAAACUUUGAAGUACAUUUUCAGAAGAGAAAGGGGAAGGCAAGGGAAAUGAUUUGAGCAGUGACAGCGUUGAUAGAACAAAUUUAUACCUUCCAAUGGAGAUUGUUUUAGUGAGAACCAAAUGGGUGUGGACCCAUUCAGAUGUAUAGGAUUUGGUCUGAAUAAGAAAAUCAUCCACAUUAAGUUACACUUUGUGCUAAUUUAACAUAGCUAACUGUAAAAUGUGGAUAAAAUAAAAAUUUUCACAACAUAUACUAUAUAAUAGGAUUUGUCUAAGAGCACCAUGAUUGAAAAUAAAAAUUUUCACAACAUACUUUAAAAUAGGAUUUGUCUAAGAGCACCAUAAUUGAAAAUUAUUAUUUGGGAGAGUUAAGCAGUAACUUUGGUCCUGCUGAUCACUUUCUCUCCAUCAAAAUUGAUCUAAGUCACAUGUCCUUCAGCCAAAAUGAGUCUGGAGCUGUGUAGAGGAAUCUCACUGUGCACAGAGUGUAUUUUAUACCUCACACCAAUGUAGCUCAAAUAUUAUCAAACAGUGUAUUUCUGACUACAUAUCUGGUUUAGUUGGGGAAGGGAGAUGAUUUUAUGUGGGUUAUGACACCUUUUACCACUCAGGGGAGAUUAGGCAAUCAAUGAGUUUGCUUCUGUCUUCACUAGAGUUGACUAAAUGCUUUCUUUGUGUCUGUAUAUCUGCUGGAGCCAAAUGAGGCCCUUGUAAAAAUUAUAUUUGUUCUUUAGCUCUUUAAGAAUCUCUCCACAUACACACCCGCAGGGUACUUUUUUGGGCACUAAAGAGACAAAGUCCUGAGUUCUCUUGCCCCAAGAAAAGAUCCUUCCCCGACUAUGAGCUAUACCAUCAGAGCAUCCCCCAUCUAGGAACCACUAUAGCAAAGUUUUAGAGUGAGGAGUAUAGAAUCUUUGCUUGCUUACGUCCACCAGCUUUACCUGAAUCAUGCUCUGACCAUCCUCUCCUCCCCCUUAAAAUUCCCUGGCAGCACCCAGAGUGACUCAGUAGGAAAAAACCCUGUGUUUGAGGUUGGACAAACUAGUUUGUUUUGGGUUCUAAUUAGUCAUUGAUUAACUGAAUGAUUUUGAGCAAGUUGUGCCUCAGUUUUUUUCAUCUCUAAAAUGGGGGAAAAUACCCUGCCCUACCUACCUCACAGGAUUUCUGUGAGGGGAAAAUCAGUUGCUAGAUGUGAAUUGUAAUUUGAAAGUUGCUUUGCAAGAGGUGGAAUCUGGAAAGAGGAACAUGUCUUCUUCCUUCUGUGACUGCAUGAUGGGACUCCUCAACACCCAUCCCCCUUCAGGAACUUCAGGAGGAAAGAGGCCAGUAGGUAUCUAUUUUUGCAUCCUAGGCAGCAUGAGAAUGCAACUUCUCAGCACCUUUAGUUCCAGCCUUGGAAAGCCUGCAGGGACCAUCUGAGUAUGACAACAGCCACAAAUCAUAUCUAAGCUGGAACAUUUGAUUCCCUUACUCUUCCAAGGAAGGAUGUCUUCCCUGUGUAAAAUUCAUGCCUAUCUCUGUAUAAUGCCUCCUUUUGUUUGGUAGGAGCAUCUUGAAACUGGUGAAAACUUGAAUACCAGUAGCUGAGUCACUGUGAAUAGAAUUUAUUAUGCACUGAUAAAAAAAAAAAAAAUCCUUGUAUCUGUAUAUCUUUGUGUGUUAGGGCUUGCAAAGGUAGCUGGAACCCUGGUUUUAGCUUUAGGUCUUUGAGAAGCCUAUGAACGAUACAAGUGAACUCCAAGCCAUGGGGGGGCCACAUACUCAGACCCUCUCACCUAGCUAUUGGGGGAUCCCAUAACAAGGAAAGACCCUCCACCCCGCAAGAACAAUUAAUUUGUUAAAGACAGCAUUUGAAAGAAAUGUGACUAGGGAGUGUAGGUAUUGUUUUUCUAGGAAAAUAAGGAAGUGGAAUCAUGUGUGCAUUUAAUGAGGAAAUAAGGAAGGAUGGCCAUCUUUUAAGCUAAAUCUGCUCAAAGGUAGGAGGAAUAGGGCCUCAAUCCUACAUUUCAAGGACUGGUUACUUAAGGUUUUAGAAACCCCUGUUGAAUGCAUUUCACAGAUGAAACUAAUGAACCUAAGAAUUAUAUUUUAACAACUCAUAUUCUUGUGUUAGGUAAGAAGGCAGAAUGCCUUCAAGACUCUUGUAAGUUCCAGAACUUUAGGCACCCAUGGCUAGCCAAAAUGAACAAAGGAAGGGCAGCUAGCUGGUUAGAGCACUGAAGUCAGGAGGACCUGAAUUCAAAUCUGGCCACAGACACUUAACACUUACUAGCUGCGUGACUCUGGGCAAGUCACUUAACCCCAAUUGCCUUGCAAAAAAUAAAUAAAAUGAACCAAGCAGAAAGUUAUUGAUAGUAACCUUGAUUAAAUUAGUAGUCAAGUCAUACCCAAUUGCUGCUGUGGAUUAUUCCUAGGCUGUCCAGGUGUAUCUGAAUGAUCAGUGUGGACCAGUUGUCUUUACUAUCCUGGCAUUAUUGGAACAUUCCUUGAUUUUGGACUGCAAGUCACUCUUUCCAGAACCUGGUGCUGUAUUGGAUCUACCAUUAAAAAAGAGUGAUCUAGAUCACUGUUUAUCAUAUAGUAAUUUGCUUUAGUAGAUAGAACACAUAGAAAUGAGAAGAACUGAGAUCUAAUUCUGGCUCUUCUACUGAUUUGAAUAAACCUCAGCUUCUUCAUUUACAAACCAAAAUGCUCGGACACACACAAAAAAAAAAUCUUUCCAGCUCUAAUUUUGUGACUUUAUGAUCUCAUUUCAGUUUCUAGUUUCUAGUCUGCAGUCAAUAGCUAGGUACAAAUUCUUUCAUAGCUCCCCAUCACUGGAAGUUUUUUCAGAUGGAGGCUAGAUGUCUACUUGUGAGAGAUAUAGUAGGAAUUCCUAUGUAGAUGAAUUGAACUAAAUAACCUUUGAAAUCCUUUCUAGUUCAAAGAUUCUAUGAACUAAAAUAGAAAGCAGUAAGUAAAUAAGAAAGCAGCUUACAUUAGCCUAGCCCUCUCUUCUUUAGUUUCUUCAUCUACUAUGUUGUUCAUUUGUUUAAGUUGUGCCCAACUCUGUACCCCCACUUCUUAGCAAAGAUACUUGGUUUGCCAUUUCCUUCUUCAGCUCAUUUUGCAGAUGAGGAAACUGAGGCAACAGGAUUAAGUGACUUGCCCCAGGCUCACAUAGCUUGUAAGUAUCUGAGGUUGGAUUUGAAUUUAGAAAAAUAAGUCUUCCUGACUCUAGGCCCAGGGGGUUUGUGCAUUAUGAGACCAUCUAGCUGCCCUACUAGGAAGGAGGUUUUGACUAGGUGAGUUCUCCAGCAUUCUGUGAUAGAAUUUUGUUAUAAAAUACUGCCCUUCCAUUUUCUUAUUUGAGACUCACAACAACCUCACAACAUAGAUAAUAUAACUAUUAUUCCAUUUUGUAAAUGAGAAAACUGGCUCAGAGGCAAUUAACUUGACUAGAGUCUUAUACUGUUAGGCAAAGUCAGGACUUUACCCCAAGUAUUCUGACCCCAAGAAUAUUGCUCUUUCUACCACAUACUGUUAUUUCUGAGCUAUCCAGGAUCAGUAUAAACAGGCUUCUUCCUGGACUCAGAAUAUAGAGGAAGAUAGUGGCAGGAUGGCAGAAUGACAAUUGGGCUUUUUUGGGUGGAAGGAGGGGGAGAGAAAGAGAGCGAGAAAGGCUUUUGGAGGAGUCUGGGAUGACCCAAUAGGGAAGGGGAGAGAUAGUGGUGGUAGACCUAGAAGAAACAGGCAAACCAUAAGCAUCUAUUAAAUGCUUCCUUUAUUCAUGGCACAGUGUAGGGAUUAGAGAAACAAAAUCCACAAAAUAAAACACUCCCUACCCUCAAGAGUCUUAUAUUCUACUUCUACUCCCCAAAGCUGUUAAAGAGUAGAAAGGAAGCUGGCCAACAAGCUGACCUGGAGUUACUUGGCAUUUGAUUUAUUUUGGAUUUUUCCUAUGUUAUGAUUCACUGAUUUUGGGUCAGAUCUGAAUGGAAAAUGCCAUAAUCUCAAAUCUGUAAUAGAAUAGGGAAAUCCCAAGCUGGUCUUAAAUUUCAUUCCACAAACAUGUGAAAUGUGCACCCUAUACAAGGACCUUUACUUGACAUUGGAAGAAUAUAAUGGUGAUUACAACAUAACCUCUCUUCACAAGAAAUACUAUCAUCUCAAACCUGUAAGACAGGUGAUAGAACAGGGAAAUCCCAUUCUGGUCUUAAAUUUCUUUCUACAACAUGUGAAAUGUGUACCCUAUACGAGGAUCUUUACUUGACAUUGGAAGAAUAUAAUGGUGAUUACAACAGAACCUCUCUUCACAAGAAUUACAAGUGUAAUGGGAGCUGGUCUGUGUCAGCAAAGGCAGAAUGCCUGGAAUGUACCCACUUCUCACCUCCACCUCUUAAAAUCUCUGGUUUCCUUCAAAACUUAGUUCCCCUCAUCUACGUGAAGAUUUUCCUGGUGCCUGCUUUUUAUUCAUGUUAUGUAUAUUUACAUAUCGAAAGAUCACAGACCUACCUACGUACAUCUCCUCCAUUAAUGUUUAAGAUCUUUGAAGGCAUCAUCUGUCUCAGUGUCUGGUUAUAAUAGAUAGCUCAUAAUUAGUUGAAUGAGAACAAGGAAGGAGAAUGUUAUAGAUAUCAAAUAUUAGUGGUGGUGGACAUUGGGGAACCUGCAGAGACCUUAGGCAGAAGUUGACAUGGUCAGAGAAAGGGGCACGUGCCAAUUUUAAAAUAGUAAUAAUAAUGAUAUCUGCUAUUGCCUUGUUGUACCCCAUCAUGACAGGUUCCUGAGGGAUGGAGAGCUUUGGGCCUGUCUUAUAGGCUCCUAUAUGGUAAAAGGUAGUAAAGUAAGGGGGAAGGGUGUACUAGGGAGAAGAUAAAUUUUGCUGUCCCAGAAACAUGUAUGAAGGUAUGUUAUUGUGUCUGGAGGUAGAAACAGUAGGAGUAUGAAUAUAGCUAGACUGAAGACCCCACUGAAGUUUAUGCUUAGUCUUGAGAUUGUUUUUUGGCCCUUCCUGAGUUCCAGGGCUGGGCAGUUAUGGAGGGACUAGGUGGACACACUUGUGAGAGGCUCAGUUAUAUGGUCAUGUAGCAGAUUGGCGAGUAUGCCCUCCAUUGCUUUCUCUUUCCCAAUCUGGUAUCAGUUUCCCCUGGGUAUUUAUGGCUCAGAGAGUUGGCAGGGCUGAGGGGAUUUCCCAGUGAGCAGUGCAAUUGUGACAUCUUGUGUUCUGAUGUUCACUAGAAUCAAAAUGAUUAGGUGGAAUAGCCAUAGCUCUGAUUCAUCAGUUACGUAUUCACUGAGAUUGGAAAGAAAAUUAAACUUUGAGAAUUUAACAGGGCGGUUUUUAUUUUCAAAAAAACCCCCAAAGUGUUAGAAACACAAGAAAACCAGUUACCUUCACAUCUUGAUCAUCCACACCAUUCUGAUUAUGAGCCAGUAUUCUUAAAACCCUGUUCUUCCCUGUUUUGCUCAGAGACCAGACCAUGGCCAAAGAAAGUAUGAGUCUGAGUCAAGUCCAAUUCAUAAAGCAGAUCUGUCAUCAGAAGUCUUAGUGUUCUCUGUAACUAAAUACUAUCAAUAUGAGGACCCCCAGACUUUGAUCCUAAUUCUGUGACUUUAUGCAAAUUACAUCCCCUUCAUGAGUUUCAGUUUUUGUGUCUAUGAAAUUGUGGUACUAAAUGGUCUUUUAGUUUCCCUUCAGCUUUGACAUUCUUCAGUAACUGUGGUUUUACAUUAUUUUCUGGUUUUGAUUACUCACUCGCUCAUUUGUCAUUGCCUUCCUUUCUCUUCCUGGAAUUAGGCUUAUGUGAGAGAAGUUACCUAUUCCACCUUCUAACCCAGAGACAAGAGGGUGAUCAGCACGGGAGGUUGUGAAGGAAAGUGUCUCAGGAUUACUUAUCAAUAUAACUCUGGCCAAUCUCAAGCCCAAGGUCCAAAUUCUAGUUGGUGAAUCUUACUUGUGCUUACUUCAUGUUUCUUAUGACAACAUCCUGGGAGAAAGGGAUAGCUGAGAAGAGAUAAUAGAGAGGAUAUCUGAUCUGCCUGGCCUGAUGGAAGGCUUUCUGGUAUUCAAAAAGAGCUGGGGCCCCUGGUGUUAAAGAAUCAGUCUUCAUAUUUGCUCUUUUGCAAACCUAAGAUAUUAUUUAGGGUUCCUAAGUCGCUGUACAGUUGGAGGCAGGAGGGUGACUAGGCAGUCUUUGGGGCUUGCCAUGUCCUGAAUGACCAUGGCUUUGGUCCCUGAGUUUAAGGUGCCCAUUGGACUGAUCAUGAUUAGGCACACAUAGUGAUGAAGCUCAGACUCUCAGGAAAGCAGCACACAAGGCCAGUUUUGCAGAGGCAUGUGUUUUAGUCCAUUAUGCAAUUUUUAUAUAUGCAACUUGAAGCAAAGAAUAACACUGGAAACUCAUGUGCUUUCCUGCCUGUUUCUGAAAACUUUGGGUUUUUCAUAUCUGGGAGAAAUCUUAGUUUUGAAUCUCAGUUUCUGAACCUACUGAGAAAAGCAACUUGAAGGGGGCUUCAAUUGAGGGGGCUAUAUUACAAUUGAGUUCUCCUAAGAAAGUUUGAGUUUUUGCUAUUGGAAUAUGUUUUACCUGGACACUAGAAUAUCUGAUUUCCAAAUGACUUAUGCAGCAAUAACUUGGUUAACUUCCUUGCAGAGAUCAGUUACAAAUGAUGGCUUGUUUUUUUUGUUUUUUUUUUUUUUUUGUUGCUUUUUAUUAAAAC